AUGCUCAGCCUCUUGUCAUCAGAGGAGCAACCAGAUCUUGACUGCACACUUGCAAUAAUCAGAACAGGUGGAAAGAAGGCAAAUGCAUGGCUGAAGAAUAAACUGGAGAGCAACAGAUUUGGAUUGAAGGAAAUAUAUAGGCCAGUGAGUCUUAUUCCAGAGGAGAUUUGGAAAGCAUCUCCAAUGACAACAAAUGGCAAUGAGCAAGCACAUCGCAAUGUCAACUGUGAUGGCACAAAUCUCACCUUGCUUGGAGGAAUAAUGUGA
Messenger RNA from Pisolithus orientalis, 267 nucleotides. RefSeq lists its product as uncharacterized. The transcript is spliced from 2 exons. Bases 1 to 267 code for a protein of 88 amino acids. The record is from RefSeq and is a predicted model, not a curated record. NCBI's taxonomy places the organism in Eukaryota, Fungi, Basidiomycota, Agaricomycetes, Boletales, Pisolithaceae.